GGAAGUCUCAAAGCCGCAACGGCAAGCAGCUGAUACUACACCUACUUCGUCUGAAGUGUUUAGAUCAAUAACAACUUGACUUGAAGUACGUAGAAAAAGGACUGCAUCGAGGAGCAGGUUUAUUCACGACUUCAAAAGAAAGAAUGACGUCAACGGCGUGGUCCGUGCGCCUGGCGGGCCGACUCGGUCCUGCUCUGCGGUGGCAAGGGGAACGUACUGCGAGUUCCUCGUCUAUGUCGGUUAGAAAGUUCUCCUUCGUAUCAUCACGAUCAUCAUUAGUCGGAGCAGGAUCAAUACCUAGUGGAUCGGGGUUUGCAAGCAGGAUACCAGCAGCCGCGGGUCUUGUCGCAGUGAAUCCAGCAGGAAUGAGUUCGUCAACGAAGACAAGAUCUGAUUCAACUAAGCUCCAGCGACGAACGAUGUUCGACUGGGCGUUGCGACCAUAUGCAUGUGCAGGUAAUUCUUGCUAUCAUACAAUGCAUCGUCAUCUGCGUGCGAGGGAAUUCUACUACGAGACCUGUAGCUGUCAUGCAAGAAAGACACUUCAGUAGACCCAAAAGAUGCAGGUUUUGAACAUCAGUAUAGAUACAUUAUAAGCAUCGACAUAGAAGACCCCAUUGAGUAGUUGUAGACCCUCAGCCAGUAACUUCGAUAUCCUCGAUGAAGAAUCUUCUUUUUCGUUCAACUCCUCUGAAAAACAGCUGCCGCCAACUCUGCAACUGGUCUUAGCAUGCUAAAUGCAGGGUUUUCGAAGUGCAGCUUGAGUCUCCUAGUAUGUCCUUGGAAAGCGCUUCCAACAGCACUGGUCAUUUUGCCUAUGGCAUGGGCGGUUCCGGCAGUGUAUUUAAUACUCUAGUUUCGAAGAACAAGAAUAAGUGAUUUUCCGCUUGAGCCACAGUCUAAGAAUGCUGCUAUCUUGCUUGAGCGAGGCUCGACGUCUGUCUUGCGAAAAUGUUUUCAACACUUUCAGAACUUAUUUUUCCACCUCUUUAUUUUCCACCUAAAUCAUCCAAACAAGAACCAACUGCAACUCCAAACAACCAACAUUACUACAGAUACCGAAUGUGCUUUUCAAAUUGCUCUCGAGGUGCGGUUGCAGGGGUCUUCACCUUCUUCAUGCAGUUCACGUUGACAUUCCUGCCAGUCCCCUGCUUCGAGAACCUGUUUGCGGAGUUGACGUUCUACAUUACCGCGCUGUGCAUGACGUUUCUCAUGUACUGAAGAUGAUACGAUGAUACUUCUUGUUCUCAUGUUUAUUUGGUGUCCUAGUCCUUUUUAGAACUGAAUCAUGACAUUGAUGUUGAAAGAACUGGUGUGUUCAGUACCGCGAUUACUCUUCUAGAUUGCAAUUCUCACUUGUUGCCUAUGCUGCUGUGCCAACAUGCUUUCACUCCUUGUUUCCUUCUUCCAGUUGCAAUCUCUUCCCCCCUCUUGCCCUCAAUGCCACUGCCUGCUGAUUUCCCGAAAAUACGUCGAGGGCCGGUGAGUUUCCCCUUCGAUUCUCUCGUGUCAGGUUUUCUGGUACGAUAUUUUGGCUCCUCCCCUUUGUCCCAGGUACAACCUCUUCCCGGAACUGAUGCUAGAGGAUGGUAUCUGGAUCUUCUACUCGGCGCUCUUUGUGAUGCCGAUGCUGCCGCUAGCCUUUUCCUACCUGCCGCUCUUCGCUACGCGAACCUACCUGAUUUUGUAGGCGUUCGAUGAUUGGCGAGCACUAGAAGUUCCGCAGGUUUUUCCUCACCAUGAUAUAGAGGUCUUCAGUAACAGGCGAACAUGCUUUAACAACCUGGGUCGCUGUUAUAUUUUCACCAAGUCUUCGUCUUGCCAUGCUUGUAGCACUACCUCUACCCUUUUUUAGCAACUGUUGAACUUGAUGUUGGACCGACAUGAUUCCUUAUCUAUGAUGAAACUAUCUUUUCCAAAAUAAGAGAGGAAAACAAUGAAGAUGAAACGAUUUGUUACGACAGUACCCUUUGUCUUAUCCGCAGUUCCAGUUGAAGGUAGAGCAGUGUCAGCCCUCUCAAAGUAAUUCAGUGCUCCCCGUAGUGAUGUUCUUUUAUGCGACAUCGCGAAACAUUGACCUUCUC
Amoebophrya sp. A25 is the source of this 2084-nucleotide messenger RNA. NCBI's taxonomy places the organism in Eukaryota, Dinophyceae, Syndiniales, Amoebophryaceae. The record is from the annotation of a GenBank genome assembly.